Lingula anatina is the source of this 3235-nucleotide messenger RNA. RefSeq lists its product as uncharacterized. Lineage: Eukaryota; Metazoa; Brachiopoda; Lingulata; Lingulida; Lingulidae. Gene Ontology annotation, cellular component: mitochondrion. The record is from RefSeq and is a predicted model, not a curated record. Gene Ontology annotation, molecular function: L-serine O-acetyltransferase activity; homoserine O-acetyltransferase activity. Gene Ontology annotation, biological process: L-homoserine metabolic process.
UUAGUUUUAUCCUAGUUGACCGAUUUAAACUGAGUGAACACGUGAACAUUUAAUGACCCGAAGUGAGUCUGCAAAAACCUUUGUAUAAAUUGUGGACCACAAAUUACUUUCGGUCCAUGUUCCUGUUAACGUCUGUUCACGUUGGUGUGUGAAGCACUCAUACUGUGAAAUGUUGGGGAGAACACUGAAAAUUCUUCGUGCGGCCGAGGCUCAUCUGGUGCAAAUGCAUCAGUUUGGAAAUGUCAAAAAACUUUCCACGAAAGUUUCCGAGCAGUUAAAUCAGCUUGCCUUCUUUGACGAUGAAUCCCAAGCAUCAGGACAAGUUGCUCAAAGUUUCAAAGGGAUGGAUCCAGAUUUUCCUUGUGCUACUAAAAACCCCUCAGCUGGUCCAGAGCCCGAGUAUGACAAUGUGGUCUCAGGUUUCAAACUUUACCACCAUCAAGAGCCGUUCUAUUUCAAGUAUAAUGAUGCUGUGUUACCAGAGCUGGAAAUUGCCUACGAAACAUGGGGAGAACUCAAUGAAAGUAGAGACAAUGCUGUCGUAGUACAUGCUGGGCUGUCAGCUAGUUCUCAUGCAAAAAGUCACAAGGACAAUCCGAAGCCUGGUUGGUGGGAGAAAUUUGUUGGACCUGGCUGUGCCAUUGAUACCAAUAAGUUCUUUGUUAUCUGCACUAACACUUUAGGGGGAUGUUAUGGAACCAGUGGACCCUCAUCUGUUAAUCCUGUCACUGGUAAGCGGUAUGCUACAACUUUCCCAGUAGUCUGUGUAGAUGAUAUGGUACAAGUACAGUGGCUACUGUUGAAUCACCUUGGAAUCACGAAGUUGCAUGCUUCUGUUGGAUCUUCCUUAGGUGGGAUGUGUAGUCUUACAGCUGCUGUACAGCAACCAGAAAGGGUAGGGAGGUUGAUCUCAAUAUCAUCUUGUGGGCAGUCCCAUGCCUCUUCCAUAGCUCUGCGCUACCUUCAGAGGAAAACAAUCAUGACAGACCCAGAUUGGAAUAAGGGCUUCUAUUAUGAAGGCAAAUAUCCUAGAACAGGAAUGAAGAUGGCAAGGGAGAUUGCCACACUGGGAUACCGUAGUGGACCAGAAUGGGGCAAGAGAUUUGGGAGGAAGAUGCUUAACCCAGGGAAGCCAAGCCUUUGCCCAACGUUCCUCAUAGAGAGUUACCUGGACUACCAAGGGGAGAGCUUCUGUACGAAGUAUGAUCCUAACUCUUUGCUGUACAUUUCAAAGGCUAUGGACCUGUUUGAUGUGGGCGAAGACUAUGGAGGCAAUGUCCAAACAGCCCUGUCCAGGAUUGAAUGUCCAGUCAUGGUCAUUGGUGUGAAAACGGACAUUCUAUUUCCAAUCUGGCAGCAGAGGGAGCUAGCAUGCAAUUUGAAGGAAGCUGGCAACAACGCUGUGACCUUUUAUGAAUUAGAUUCCAUUUAUGGUCAUGACACAUUCCUACUUGAUCUGAAUGGUGUUGGGUCUGCAGUAAAGGGAUUUCUUGAGACAGAAUUAGCAGAAAAGGGAAGAGCUCGACCACAGAAAGAUUUGGAUAACGCAGUGCAGUGACUUAAAAAUUGGACUAGCACAUUCGUAUCUGUUUACAACAAGAGUGAAAAGUGAACAUGGAUUUCCAGAAUUCUAACAGCUUUCUCCCCCAACUGUAACUGUCACAACAGUGGCAAAUAGGGGCUUGAUAUCCAGACAGCCAUGAACCCAAAUGGCAGACAUGGCUACCCAACACAAGUGCAUGCAGCAUACAAGGUUUAUGGACUUAAAUGAGAAGGCAACUAAUUCAUUACCAUAGACUUGAGUGUACCAAUGACGUAAAAAAAGCCUUUAGGUAGGCAGAAAACAUGUUUAACAAUAAAUAUGCAAACAAGCUAAACGAUGAUAAGGGGCCUAUUGUUUAGGGUUACUGGUGCUAGGAAUAUUGAAUGGAGAUGGGGAUUUUUAAAUAUGAAUUUACAUUGUAUUUUCACAUGAGAAGUAAUAUUUUGUAAUACUUUUUCAAUUGAGUGGGUUAAGCUUUAAGGCAGGUUUGCCUAUUUUUUUUUUUUUUUCAUUUAUUUUUGUGGAUCCUUUAUGUGAAAGGUCAUCAUAUUGCACCCUUUUUGGUAAGUACAGAUUUUAAAGCUUCUGCAAUGAAAAAACCUAAGAAUUAUUUAUUCUCAAAUAAUACCGAUUUUUCAAUGUGGAAGGUUGAAAGUGCCAAGUCCAUCAGUGUACAUUUUUCAUCACAUUUAUGCAUCUUUGAUCUCGCAAAAAUCAUUUUCAUUGUGUUAAUAUAUGAAUAAGUUGUAAACUCUUGAACAACUAUUGACAUUUCAUAAUUUUUUUCUUUCUGCGUAAAAAAAGUGCAGUAUAAUGAAUUUCAUAAAAUGGAUAAUUGUGUGGGCUUUUCCCCCUAAAGAUGCCCAAUUCAUUUUCUUUGAGUAUUAUUUAUUUAUAUCAUAAAGACAAGUUCCAUCAUUCAAAAAGUAAAUUAAAGUACAAGGUAGACAUAUUAAACUAUACACUAUACGUUACCCUAUUGUAAAAUUAGUGGUCUCAACAGUAAAUACAAAAAAAAAAAAAAAAAAAAAUCAAGAUUUUUUUUUAAAAACAUUCCAUUAUGCCCCUUUAAAGCACACUUAGUAAAAUGUUUUUAUAAAUCUGUUUAUUGACAAAUUGCAUGAUAGUUGCAAAAUAUUCUUUAUUUUUUUCAAUGUUUAGAGACAUCAUACUUUAAACAUUUCAAAUAAUGUAUUUAUUUAUAAAUGUUCAUAGGUCAUGUUCAUAUAAAUAUAUUUAUCACAUUUAUCAUCCAUUCAGAAGUUAAUCACUCACAAGUGUGUUUGUGAAUAAGUAGGUAUGUUAUUAUCAUUGUUUGUUUAAAUAUUUAUUUUGCAGUUUCUUUUUCACUGCACAGUAUUGAUAAUAGCAAUAAAUGCCAAUAAUUAUGCAUAUUCAGCUUUUGGCUCAACAUGUGAAUAUAUUAAAGAUGAAUUACAUAUUGCAAUGUUCUAUAUCAUAUAACUUGUUUAUGUUUUCAUAUAAACACCUGGAGCAAAGAAUAUCUUGCUGUACUGAGACCCAAACUUCCAGGUUUUCAAUUACAAUAAAAAUGUUCAAUAAACACAUUUUGUGUAGUGUUAUUGCCAAAACCAACCAAAUGGCUAUGGAUUAUUGCCUUGAAAUCAUUCUUUUUUUUCUUUAAUGAAAUACAAUAAUCUUGUUUUUUUUAUGCAUAUGUUUCAAUUUCAA